Molecule: messenger RNA, 2502 nt
Organism: Cladocopium goreaui
Lineage: Eukaryota; Dinophyceae; Suessiales; Symbiodiniaceae
Source: the annotation of a GenBank genome assembly
AUGAAAAAACACCGAGGUCUUUGUGGCUCUGCUGAGUGGCCGAAGCUGCCGUUGCACCUGGGCGUUGUGGGCGAUUCGUCACAGGAGCGAACUGUGUUGGAGUUGAAAGAAGAAGCCGAGAAAAAGCUCGGCAUCAAGGUUAAACAUAUCAUUGGACAAGACCACGAGCCAUUGGAUGAAAGCAUGGAGCUUGCUGCAGCGCACAUUGUGCCGGGCAAUACAUUGACCGACGUGAUUUCAGAAGAUGUACUUGAAGAGGGACAUCCUGAAGCACAGGCGCUUUCCCAACCUGCAGACCCCUCCAUGCCCGAGGAUGGCGUCGAAAUCAAGGAUUUCCCGCACGGCAUUCGCCUGAUGGCGCAGCAGGCCAUUUUCGAGGGCUUCGAUCCACAAAUCGAGGUUCUCGAGAACUGGAGCGACUUGAAGGAAGUCUCAGCUCUGGAAGAGGCGCUGCCUCCCGGCCACGUGCCCCUGGCUCGACUCCUCCGGCUCACUCCGGAAGAUCGAACCUUCCCUGCGCCAGUGAAGGUCCAGGUGCCAACCUGUGCUGGCGCAGACACUGGCUGGAGAUCCACGUCAGCUGGCUGGGAGAAGCUCGACACAGUCACUUUCGCUGACGGUCGAGCAAUGGUGGCGCUGGACCACUUUUGUGACCUAGUUAUCACCGGCGAGCGGGUUCCUCUGAAAUGCCUCGGGUUCCUCCAUCCACAGGGUGAGCACGCAGAAAUUGUGGUCAUGCACGUUGGUUGCAAGUCCUGCCAAACGGGUUUGGAGUUGCUUUGCUCCGAUGAAGAUGUCUUGCAACCCCUGCGCGCGUGCUGGCCCAGUCUACUCUAUGCCGAGUCGGGGCUACAGUUUGAUGUGGAGAUCAACGGAGAGAACCACUCCUUCGAAGUCUUUGUGGCUCUGCUGAGUGGCAGAAGCUGCCGUUGCAACUUGUCACCGAAGCGAACUGUGUUGGAGUUGAAAGAAGAAGCCGAGAAAAAGCUCGGCGUCAAGAUUAAACACAUCAUUGGACAAAACCACGAGCCAUUGGAUGAAAGCAUGGAGCUUGCUGCAGCGCACAUUUCGGGCAAUACAUUGACCGCCGUGAUUUCAGAAGAUGCUAUUGAAGAGGCACAUCCUGAAGCACAGGCGCAUUCUGCUGCAGACCCCAUGCCUGAGGACAGCUUCGAAAUCAAGGACUUCGGGCACGGCAUUCGCCUGAUGGCGGAGCAGUCCAUUUUCGAGGGCGAUCCACAAAUCGAGGUUCUCGAGAACUGGAGCGACUUGAAGAACGCCUCAGUCCUGGAGCAGGCGCUGCCUGCCGGCCACGUGCCCCUGGCUCGACUCCUCCGGCUCACUCCGGAAGAUCGAACCUUCCCUGCACCCGUGAAGGUCCAGGUGCCAACCUGUGCUGGCGCAAGCACUUUGUGGAGAUCCACGUCAGCUGGCUGGGAGAAUCUCGACACAGUCACUUUCGCUGACGGUCGAGCAACGGUGGCGCUGGACCACUUUUGUGACCUAGUUAUCACCGGCGAGCGGGUUCCUCUGAAAUGCCUCGGGUUCCUCCAUCCACAGGGUGAGCACGCAGAAAUUGUGGUCAUGCACGUGGGCUGCAAUUUCUGCCAAAGGGGGUUGGAGCUGCUUUGCUCCGACGACGAUGCCUUGAAACGCCUCUGCAGAUGCGGCCCCAGCCUUCAAAUCGGAACGUACCGACACGACGAAGAUUUAGACAUAUAUCAGGCUGGGCAAAAAUCAACAAUGAAGAUCCUCUUUGACCGGCUGCCUUUGCCGUGCAGAGUGUAUGCCCAGUCCGGGCUACAGUUUGAUGUGGAGAUUCGAGGACAGAAUCACCACUUUGAAUUUGAAGUGCCAAUUCGAUCAGCAACUCCUGCACCACAGCUUGCUCCAUCUCCGCAUCCUUCAUCCUCAGCUGGAUCUGCAUCACAGGCGCCCGCAGUUGCAGGUGCUGUCGGAUCUUCCGGGGUGCCGAACCCAACGGCAUCAGCUGCCUCGACUGACAUGCGAUCGGCGGCGUCACAGCAAGGACACUUGUUGUUGAGCGGGCGCUUCAACAGUAAUGAGAUUAUUGAGUACAUGAAGGCAGUGAAAGAGCAGCUGGAAGCUCGAAAUGUACCUGUUUUCAUGGUUGAAGCAACCGUCGGCCAAAGUUUUGCUGACCUGACGCGGAUAGGAUUGUGCCGUGCCAAAGGCAUGGUAACAUUUUGCACGGCGGAAUAUGGGGCAUACACUGGUGUAGGAUAUGAAACUUUCCAUGAGCUUGAAUUUGCUCAUGACCACCGGUUGCCCUUGUUUCCGAUUAGGCUCUGCGAACAGUGGCCACCCGCGCCGCAGAACAACGAACGAGGCAUCUAUCAGAAUCAAUUCGUGUUCAAAAAUGGCCUGGUGUACGUAGAUGAUCGGCAGAUGACUCAGGCCCAACGCGUUGCUGACCAGAUUGCUGAAUCUGUCGCACGAAUGGGCAUCUUCCGGAACCUUCGAUUUGAGCUGCAGCUUUAA